Nematostella vectensis (starlet sea anemone) is the source of this 4539-nucleotide messenger RNA. RefSeq lists its product as uncharacterized. The transcript has 6 exons. NCBI's taxonomy places the organism in Eukaryota, Metazoa, Cnidaria, Anthozoa, Actiniaria, Edwardsiidae. Bases 158 to 1330 code for a protein of 390 amino acids. The record is from RefSeq and is a predicted model, not a curated record. Gene Ontology annotation, molecular function: calcium ion binding.
CGUCUAAGAACGAGCAUAUCUCUUGUAUUUUUUUUAUAUUUCAUCGCUUUUCAAGAUUUGGUAAAGAAAGAUGAUUACAAUGUUCAAACAAUGGAUCCAAGAAUAACUUUUUCCUAUCAAUAAGAUAGGGGUUUAAUCGACAACUGAAGUGAAUGGAAUGAAAAGACAUCCCUGGAGUGUUUACCAGUUCGAGUCGAUCCGUUCAUUCAAGCAAAUGAGUUUCAACGGUUCAUUUUUACCGCUAAAAUCACCAAUGGCUACAUCGAAGAUUGUACUGUCAAUCAUUCUGCUGCUAUGGCGAUACGUCAAUGCAGAUGUUUGCGAUGGCUUUUUCAAGAUGCCGAAUUCCAUGCUGAAGGGUCAUGUGAUUGAGACAAUAACAGCAACCGAGAAAGACUGUCGAGCGAUAUGCAGGCGCAACAGCGCUUGUAACUCGAUCAACUACAUCCGUAAAACGUCGCAAUGUGAGUUGAAUAGCGAUACCCAUUUUGCGUUCCCUGAACAUUUCAUUCCUGGCAGAGCACCUGACGCGUACUACGCUAUUGUGAAACCAGUGACCAAGUGCAGUAACAUGUUCUGUAGCAGUGGUAUGACGUGCAAGAUGCGAGAAGGCGGAAAGACAUACAAGUGUGAAGAUUUGAAUGAGUGCGAGACCUCAGAUCCUUGCCAUGUGAACGCCACGUGCACAAACACCGUGGGCUCAUACGAAUGCUUGUGCAAGCCCGGUUUCAAUGGGGACGGUUUCACCUGUAGCGGUAAAGUGUUUUUAAACUCGUCCUCCAUUCUGAUGAACGCCUCAAGCUUAACACUGAACUACACGAGAGACCUGCACACCUUUCUCGCUCCCGUCCUGAGCUCUCCCACGAGCUCCUGGCGGCGCUGCUGGCAUGCGUCGUCAGAUGGAUGGGCGGCGAGUAAAUUUCGCUUCCUCUGCGAAGACAAAGGCCCUACCGUCACGAUCGUCGAGGUUGGCCAAUAUGUGUUCGGUGGCUACGCCGAUAAGCCAUGGACUGGGUGUAACUGUAGGGUCUCGUCGAGCAAGGCGUUCCUCUUUACUCUUUAUAAUACACAAGGCUACAAGCCCGAUAAAAUGCUCCUGAAGUCCACCCCAGAUACAAGUGCCAUCGGAGACUUUUCUUCGGCUGGCCCGGACUUUGGCCGUGGAAGCGACCUGGUCAUCGCCAAUAAUGCCAACAGCAACAGAUUAUCUUACACAUUCCCACAUUCCUACCAUCUCCCUAGCGGCUGCACGCUCAAUACCUGCCUGGCUGGGUCUGGGUCUCUAUACUUUACCCCGAGUGAUGUAGAAGUAUUCUACGAAGUGCCGUGAGUGGGGUAAAAUUAAAUGCUUUUUAGAACUAGUUUAAGGUUUCCAUAGUGAUCGAAUAUUCGACGAUCCGUCGUUUGCUAAUAAGAAUAAGUAGUUUAAGGUUUCCAUAGUGAUCGGAUAUUCGACGAUCCGUCGUUUGCUAACAAGAAUAACUAGUUUAAGGUUUCCAUAGUGACAGGAUGUACGAAGAUCCGUCAUAUACAAAUUCAAUUCGACAAAUCAAGUUGUAAAUGUUGAUGUAGAUAAUCGUAGAUCCAUCAUUAUAAUACCGAUAAAGUGAAUAGACCUAGAAAGACCGAAGAUCCAACAACAUAACUCUGAUUAAAUCAAUCGUUUAAAAGUUAUUAUAAUCUCUCGUAUGCUGGUAGACAAUAAGUCUGCCUUGUCGAGUGUGAUAUACAAAAAUCAAUGAUAUACCGAUAACCAAUCAAAGAUGUACCGAUAUAGACAACAAGUUUUAAUAGGUGAUAUAAUGUACCAAGAUCAAUGGUAUACUGGUAGAAAACAAGUUUUUGUAGUGAUCUGAUGUACCAAGAUCAUAGACAACAAGUUUUUUUUAGUGAUCUGAUGUGAAUGUUAAACGAUAUACCGACCGAUCAAUGAUAUACCGAUAGAUCAAUGUAAACCAAAAGACAAGUUUUUGUAGUGAUCUGAUAUACAAAUAUCAAUGAUAAACCAAUAGACAACAGGUUUUUCUAGGUGAUCUGAUGUAGAAAGAUUAAUGAUAUACCGAUAGACAACAAGUUUUAAUUAGUUAUCUGAUGUACAAAGAUUAAUGAUAUACUGAUAGACAACAAGUUUUUGUAGUGAUCUGAUGUACAAAGAUUAAUGAUAUACCGAUAGACAACAAGUUUUUUAGUGAUCUGAUGUGCAAAGAUCGAUGAUAUACCAAAAGACAACCAGGUUUUUUUAGUGAUCUCAUGUGCAAAGAUUUAUGUAUACCGCCUCUAUCAAAUGACUGCGGAGCCCACAAGUGAUACCAUGAACAGUUCUUGUCGAGUAUCUCCCGCCCUUUCCGUUGACAACCUUCCAUGACUUACUGAGCCAGUAGUUUAGUGUCCGGGGUCCAUGCUGGUUAUAUCUGUCGUCAGUCAGCUGACUUUGUGAAGAUUUGGCCAAUCUUUAGACAUUCCACCGGGAUCUAUCAAGGGCACUUUCUAAUGGCUUUCUAAUAAGAUGCCACUCAUGAAAAAAAAAAAAAAAGGCCACUGGCUUUUGCACAUUAAAGACUUUGGGAUGCUAGCUUCAACCAAUUUUUAAAUGUACUUAAAAAGUAAUGUAAUUUCAAAAUGUAUUUAUUGUGUUUCCCUUGAGGAAAAGCAGGUUCUGAUUGGACACAAACUUUGGACUGUGGAUCACAUAUUCUUUUUUGACAACAUAACUUUGCAAUUACUUCUCGGCAUUGUUUGCUCAAUAGUUUGAAAAGCAGUUUUGCGUUCCGCUUAAACCGCCUUUUACAAUUAGGGCAAAAUAGCAAUGAGUGUGUUCAGAUUUCCACUGGACUCUUUUCAAAUGUCAUUUGUUGUUGCUUCUCUUUCUGGUUGGCUUAGCCUGUUUAUCAAUCGGCCGCAGACGGCCUCGUGAUUUCAUCUUUUUUGGUGUUGGAAUCCCUAAUGAAACCCUCGCACUCGUUUUUCAUAUAUUACCUGAUAUAAAAAAAAAUAAUUCAAUGAUAUACCAAAAAGGAACCAGGUUUUGUAGUGAUCUCAUGUACAAAGAUCAAUGAUGAACCAAAAGACAACGAGUUUUUAUAGGUGAUCUGAUGUACAAAGAUCAAUGAUAUACCGAUAGACAACAAGUUUUUGUUGCGAUUUCAUGUAAUAAGAUUAAUGAUAAACCAAAAGAAAACAAGUUUUUGUGUCGAUCUGAUGUACAAAGAUAAACGAUAACCGAAAGAAAAAACAAGUUUUUGUUUGUGAAGAUACAUCAAACAAGGCAUUCAUAUGAACAUUCAACAGAACACAUUCUAUCUAUUGGAUUUUGUAGUUUGAACGAAAAAUUGAUUUCAUGCAUGAUGGAUUGAAUUUUCAAAUGAUCUUAGAUGCUUUCUUGCGCUACUUACAUUUAGUUCUCACUUGCAAAUUAUGGUGGCCAUAUUAAUUGAGUUGAAAACACACAGAGAGCUGAGGAGUUUUGUGGCCAGGUCAGGUGGUAACACAGACUUUGAAUUGGAAAAUAAUAUCAUAACAAUCGUAAAGUCCCUCUAGGAAUUUGCUUGCACUAUUUAUAGAGUACUGCAGUUCUAUAAAUAGGGAUAUAAAAAAAGGGAUAUUAAUUUCUGUAGAUUCAAAUAGAUUCAGUUUUUAGUUGUUUCUAGUAGUUUUAGUUUCUGUAGUUGUCGUUUCUAGUGGUUUUUGUUUCACACAAAUUAAGGGACCGUUCAAGGGGCAGGGGCAGGUUAACCAAAGGAAGGGGUGGGGAGUUUUAAAAGGUAAGUAUGCAAAGCCAUGCCUCUCAAUUAGAUGUAAUUUCAAUAAGGGGGCUUGGAAGUUUUGUGACUCUGUAAACUCAGAUUUCAACUAGAGGGAUCUGAGAAAUUUCACCCCUGUUUAAAUAAUGAACGGUCCCUUAGUUUAACUAAAAAUAUCCGAUAUAUUACUCGUAUCAAACGACAUAUCAAAACGAAAAUAAUAAUUGUAAGGUCGUGUUAGCUUAUAUUCGCUUGGUUUCUUGCAUAAAAAAUAUUGUGUAAAUUGUAAGACUCUUGAUUUGUCUGAAAUUGCCCAAUUUAGGCAAAAUUGAUCUAUGGAAACUUUCUCAAUUACAUACCAAGAACGGAUCAUGUUCCAAAAAAAACUCAUUUUGUUUUAUAUUAUGCAAGGAACCUCUAGGCAAAAUAUAAAUUAAAUGUAAGCUAACACAACCUUACAAUUUUAAUUUUGCCAUUUUUUUUGCUCCUGUAUAUAAGCACUUACUGUGUUGGUUCGGUAUGGCUUCAACUUUUCAUUUUGCUUUCUGUCUUGAAAUCGUCCUAGUACUGUUUCGCAGUAAUCCGCGUACCAAAAAGAACUCUUUUUUACCAAAUAAGAAACUAGUUUAAAAUUAAAGGCUGGCGUUAGGGAUAUAUCACACUGAAAGGUUUUUAUACGUGGAAUUUUUACUCGGGAUUAUACUUUUAACAGCUCCACUAAGCUAUAUAUUCAUUUCAUUUUACGGUAUCCGAGAACUAGCCGUAGCAGGGCAACGUAAGAUUGGGGGGGGGGGGGGGG